Molecule: messenger RNA, 504 nt
Organism: Thyridium curvatum
Lineage: Eukaryota; Fungi; Ascomycota; Sordariomycetes; Thyridiales; Thyridiaceae
Exons: 3
Coding region: 1-504 (167 amino acids)
Source: RefSeq, a predicted model, not a curated record
AUGCGCGCCCUGCUUCUACUCGCGGUCAGUAUCCUGGCACCUAGCGCCGGCCUUGCCGUGCCGCUUGCCGACAACUCGCUCUCCACGCGGGCUCCGCGGGAGAACCUGUGCAGUCUGAAGCAGCCUCCGGAACUGUGCAAGCCCGACCCGAGCGUGACUGUGGAGGAGACCGCCCAGCGCGCCUACGAGUUCUACAAGGCGUUCGUGGUCGAUGGCGACCCGCGGAAGAUGUUCUCGCUGAUCGACUCUACCUACAAGCAACACCAUGCAGGAUACGCUGACGGGCCUGGCGCCAUCUGGUCCCUUUUCUGCAACGGUCGACCAGCUGGAACUGCGGCCAAUUCGAAGUGGUGCUUCGAUGCCAGCACGAACAUGUCGUACGCGCAGUACGGCGUGACUGACCGAUGGCGCUGGGUUGACGGCUGUGUUCAUGAACAUUGGGACCAAGGAGAGAGGAUCCCGGCGGAUAAGUGCUACAAACUGAACACCACGUCGCUGGUCUGA